Messenger RNA from Seminavis robusta, 1704 nucleotides. The record is from the annotation of a GenBank genome assembly. Lineage: Eukaryota; Bacillariophyta; Bacillariophyceae; Naviculales; Naviculaceae.
AUGUCAGCAUCUACCAUUCUCACAGCGGCCGCCAAGACGGCGUCCAAGACCACAGUGCGGCGUGCCGCUCGUCGUUCCAUGGCAACUUCUACCAGAGCAGUCAAGAAAUCGGCCGUUGGGGUGAUCGUACAAGCCACCAAUAUGCCAUUAUCCAAUAUAAUGCCUUCCUUUGGAUCGCCCUUACCAUCCAGUGGGACCAGCAGCAGCAGCAGAAACAACAGUCGCAAGGAACUCCAAAAGCUAUCAGGUUUGGCAUCUGCCAUGUCAAGGAGUAGUUUAGACGACGAUACUUCUCCUUCUUCUUCUCGACGAUCACUGAUAGAUGAAACAGGCCAAGUGAACAUGUUUGAAUUGCAACGCUUGGCGUCACUGUCACCGACGUCGUUGAAAUUGGGUGACAUGUACAAGUACGCUGCUAGUGCCGAUCUAGAACAACGGUUACGAAAUGCCCAAUUCCUGCAUCGAGAAUUGCCCAUUCGAUUGGCACAACGAGCGUAUGAUCUUUUGUCGUUGCCACACGGUCUCUCCAGCGAAUCGACACCGAUUCGUCAAGUGGCACAAAUGUACGUACAGUACAUUCAACAAUUCCUAGAAUUUCCCUUCCCGCAAACCAAUUCGCAAGAAGAAGGCUUUACCGAACAAUUGCAAGGCAUGGUCAUGGAUCGAACAUCGAUUCCCACCACCAUUGCACAAGGAUUGAUGGAAUGGCUCGACGAUGAUCGACGGGAAGACUUUGAAUUAGGGCGACAACAAGAAAUGGAAGAUGCCCUCGUCAGAUUCUUUACCGCUCGUGUCGGACUCCGAUUCCUCGCGGAGCAUCACAUUCUCAGCAGUCCAAGUCAACGAGGAGGAGACAAAUUGCGAGAAGCACAGACCGCAAUAUCGCCCUCGGAGGUAGGAGCCAAGGAUCGAGGGUGUAUUCAACACGAUUGCAAUCCCGUUCAGGAAUGUGAAAAGGUGGCACAAGAAGUCGCCCGACAGACGUACGAUUGUUAUGGAAUUUGUCCAGAAAUUGAAAUUGUCGAUCGACAGUCGGACAAUGCACAAGUCUUCACCUAUGUGCCACAUCAUUUACAUUACAUGUUGGCCGAGUUGCUCAAGAAUUCGUGUCGGGUGUCUGUGGAGCGGUAUAUGGAACAGGGUGGCAGCAACAGUACAACAGCCAAAAUUUCUCCUGUGCGAGUGGUGAUUGUCAAGGGUGCCAACGAAGUUACCAUCAAGGUGUCGGACGAAGGAGGCGGUAUUCCACGAUCCACCAUGGCUCGGAUCUUCAAGUUUACCCACUCCACAUCCCGACAAGAAUACGAAGGCAACACCGAUUUUGGUACCGUCGAAGCUGGAAUCAAGCACAUGAGAGGCUUUGGUUUGCCAUUGGCACGCAUCUAUGCGCGAUACUUUGGAGGAGAAUUGACCUUGAAGAGCAUGGAGGGAUACGGAUUGGAUGCCUACCUGUAUCUGCCUCGAUUGGGAGAUGCCUGCGAGAAUUUGCCACGACGUGUCAUUGCCAGUCCGGGAGAACAAGUGUCCUUGCCAGCACCCAAGAGGAUCAACAAGAGUGGUACGCGGGCAUUCAGUACAUUGGCUCCCAAUCGACAAUCUGCCAAUGAGCCGUGGGUGGUCGAGUCCGAUGAGCUGGAUGAGGCUGGAUGGGAAGAAUCCAAGACCCGAAGAGUGCUGCAAAUUUUGCACUCCAGGGCGUUGUAA